AUGGAGCUGUCUACUUGCAAACAGCAUGACAAGAUGGUUGCUGCUGGGAAGCCUGCUGCCAUUCCUGCAUCCAAUCUAUGGGCCACAAUGGAAGAACGGAUAUCCCACGCCUUUGAGAGACUGUGGGUACAAAUAGCAGUUCAACCUGAUCUCGUCUACACUGACACCAAGCAGCUGCCCGCUGGGCACAGUGCUGAUGCAACACUGAAAAUGGCUUGCGAAGAGGCUGGUGCCCCAACAGACACAGCGGAAACAGAGGCCUGGUCCUGCUAUGGACCCCAACUUCCCAGGCCACAGUUUAAUAGGGGACGGCUCCCUAAGUGUAACCCACACCCUCAGAAGGUUACUACUGUUCGCAUGGGAAAACACCUUGGCAAAGGACCUAGAGAAAAGAAUUCCUGGACACUCCUUGCAGCGGGACUCGUGGGAUUGGUGCUGUGGACUCUACUGAAACCUGGGGCUGGUGGGGUGCAGUUGUGCGGGACUUGUGCCAUUGUUACUACAGGGGCAGUGCCCACUAUAUGA
Pelobates cultripes (western spadefoot toad) is the source of this 525-nucleotide messenger RNA. The record is from the annotation of a GenBank genome assembly. Lineage: Eukaryota; Metazoa; Chordata; Amphibia; Anura; Pelobatidae.